Messenger RNA from Centrocercus urophasianus (Greater sage-grouse), 6685 nucleotides. It is a transcript of the gene NCKAP5, whose product is annotated as NCK associated protein 5. Gene Ontology annotation, cellular component: microtubule plus-end. The record is from RefSeq and is a predicted model, not a curated record. NCBI's taxonomy places the organism in Eukaryota, Metazoa, Chordata, Aves, Galliformes, Phasianidae. The coding region runs from base 58 to 6057 and encodes 1999 amino acids. The transcript has 17 exons. Gene Ontology annotation, biological process: microtubule bundle formation; microtubule depolymerization.
AAGCUGUCUGUGGCUCGGCUGCAGCGAGAAGUUGCACAAAGUAAGAGCGAAGGAACCAUGCGUGAGAAACUGAUACAUGAGUUGGAGGAAGAAAGACAUUUAAGACUCGAGAGUGAAAAACGAUUACGGGAGGUAACACUGGAGUCAGAGCGUAACAGAGCUCAGAUGCGUGGUCUACAAGAGCAGUUUUCCAGAAUGGAGGAAACGGUGAGAAAUCUGCUACAGAGCCAAGGAUCCCCAGGCCAGAAUGGAGAAGGAACUGUCAAUAUCAUGAAGGCAUAUCAGGAAAAACUGUCAGAAGACAGUAGGAAAUGCAAAGAAGGCAUGGAAAAAAAUCACACAGCAGCAGAUGAAGAUUCAAGAAGUGAAAGCAACAGCACUGAAGAGGAAAAAGAAAAGACAAAAUUGCUAUUGGAGCGUUUGAAAGCUCUGGAGGCAGAGAAUUCAGCACUGGCUCUUGAAAAUGAAAAUCAGAGAGAACAGUAUGAAAGAUGUCUUGAUGAGGUAGCUAAUCAGGUUGUUCAGGCUCUACUUACUCAAAAGGAUCUGAGGGAGGAAUGUAUAAAGCUGAAGACAAGAGUUUUUGAUUUGGAACAACAGAAUCGAACGUUAAGUGUGCUUUUCCAGCAAAGAGUCAAACCAGCUUCUGACCUCCUCCUUCAGAAACUCCAUUCGCGCAUCCUAGACCUCUCAUCUGGAGAUUUGCUGUCAGAAGUAGAACGGAACAGAAGCUCGGUGCAGUUGCGACCUGCUGAUGCUCAGAUUCACGAAUGCCAACAGAAUGUGAAAUCCACUAUACCUGUCUUGAAAUGCCACAGUCAAUUAAAUGUGACAGGUCCUAACCGCCUAUAUCCCCGGAGCAGCUGCAGUAGCAGUGAACUCUCCCUUUCAAGUGCUUGCAGUGAAUAUUCCAGUGGUUCCUCCUACACUUGGAAUGAUGGGAAGACAUACAGCAAAAGGUCAUCCGUGAGCUGGGAUAAAAGAAUAAGCAUUGGUUCUUCACUCCCAAGCAACCUUUCUAGUCCUGCAGAUGAUCUGCCUCCAACUCGUAUCAAGGAAAACCAUAUCCUAGAAGGACUGAAGAAAUUACAGAGGCAAAAAGUAUUACUUGAAUCACCUUCAGUAAUAUCGAAAUGGGGUUACAAAGAUUGCAUGAACUCCAAUGAAGGAAUAUAUUCCCCUGGAGUUAAAUGUGGCAGCCAUCAUGAGCAGACUCACUGUAAGCCAAUGGAAAUAGGAAGUAUUUGCACUGAACAUAACAAAACUUUCUCUUAUGAUUCAGAUUCACAUGAUGAUGCAGAUGAUGAUUCUUCAUCUUUAUUAUUGCUGCAGGAAGUACCAAGCAAAGACUGCAGGAUCUAUAGUAAUAAAUUAACUCACAGUGUUUCUGACAGUCUCUUUCACUGGGAUCCUAAUAGGAAACAUUUUCCAGAAAGAAGUUCAUAUUUUAAUUCAAAGGAAAGACCAGAAAAAUUGACUAGUUUUGUCAGUGGAUUUCAGGCGGAAGUAGAAUCAUGCACCAGAACAAAGCUGCCUGAUUUACAGUUAGAUCAAAGCCUUGCUAAUAUAGGCUGGAAGGACCUUAAUUUUCAGCUUUCAGAUACUGAUGACAAUGAAGUCUUGGAUGAAUUGCAUAUAGAAAGCAGUGAUGAGAAAAGUCCAUCAGAUUUAUUAGCAACUCCUUUUACUGAGAAGUACACAAAGAACUCUGACGAGCUCAUAGUCACGGAGAAUUCUCAGUUUGUACCUGGUGACAAAGAGGAAAGACAGACAUCUGUUCACUCAGAUAUUGGGCCAAAGACAUGUAAUUUCAUUAAACAACAAAAAGUCAUAAAAAAGACUUCUUCUGAGGAGUGCAUUACAGUAAUAUUUGAUGCUGAGGAUGGUGAGCCCAUUGAAUUCAGCUCACAUCAAAUUGGAGUUGUCACUGUAACACGAAAUGAGAUAUCAAUCAACCAACCAGAAAGUAGGUCCAGUGCAGAAUAUACUGAACUUAUACCUCAGGGAAUAGCUAAUUUGCAGACAGGAGCAAAUGCUAGAGACUACACUGUUCUGGAAGGACCUGAAGACAAAACUAAGAAACAGCCUCUCGAAGAUAAUACAGGGAAUAAAAAUACAGUUGUCUCCAUGACCUGCAGUGAAUCUUCACCGUGUGGAAGAGUAAUACUGCAAAAUGCCCCACAACAAAAAAUAGUGAAGCCAGUGUAUGAUGUAUCAUACAAGACCAAUUCAAGCCCCAUUGUUCAUGCAGGAAUCAAUCAAAAGCCAAUCUUGACUAAAAUACCCAGCAGAGGUAAAUUUUCUCCACAAAAAAACAAGAUGACAGAGAGUGAGGAGGCACCUGCAGCUACAUCAGUGACCUCUGCAACCCUUGAAAAAUCACCUGCUCUGCCACCUGUAAAGCUUUCAAGACUCAAAAAGGCACAAAGUCCACCUCGUAAUUUUGAUUCAAAAGUCAACUUCCAGAUUCCAAAGCCCCCUGCCCACCCCCUGCCCAGCUCAAAGCGUCCGGGCAGAGGCAAUGGGACAAAGUACCCAAAGAGUCAGAGUCCAGCAUCACCACUGUUGCCUCAGCACCUUAUAGAGCCUACUGACUGUGGAGAACCUCCAACUAGAGACUCUAAUCAUGAUUUAGCAACUGUAGAAGCCAGGUCGCCAUCCCCACCCCUUCCUCCAGGCAGGUCAACAUCCCUAUUGAUUCGGCCUGAUUAUGCUCAUUCACCACCUGUAGCUAUGAAGUUAGGAGGAGCUAUUUCAGGUGAAACAGCAAAAAAUAUACUGAAAUCAUCAUCAUUAAAAGGAACUGCAAACUCUGGCAUCCAUAAUCAAUCUGGUCGUGAUAUGCAAGCAAAAAGUGUAUCUUCUGGGGCCAAAAUUGAGUUAUCGUACCUUCAAGAAAAUUCUGAAGCGAUUAUGCAAAAUAAAUGUAUAUCUCAGCAAUCCCGUAGUGCAUGCCAAGGACUUUCCAAAGUUUUCACAAAGCAAGUCUGCCUAAAGAACACUAAUCAGAUGGGUCUCCACAGGAACCGUGAGUUUCUGAGCACAGAUUUUCAGACAGGCAGGUCCAAUCCUCUGGGUCCAUCACUGGAAAUAACUUCACAAGAAGCACGUUCCGGCAAGAAGGAUAUUUCCAGUGACAGUGGGGUUGAUCAGCCACAAAAGAUGCCAAACAUUCUCCCAGCAACUCCUCAAUGUCAUACAACAAGUGCGAGUGAGCCCUUGCUAUCUCAGGUAAAUAAUUCUCCAUUGUCAACACUGUUUCAUGGUAGUGACACUGCAAAUGCCACACAAAACUCUAAUGAGAAAGGAGUGAAAACCCGUCUUCCUGUAGGACUGAAAUUAUUUGUCAAAUCUCCUCAACUUCUCCGAAAGAGCUCCACCGUCCCAGGGAAGCAGGAAAAAGAUAGUAUAAAUGCAGCUUCCAAAAGCCACGUGAGUACAAGUAAGUACAAGCAAAAUGAAUGUGCAGCCACCAAAUGUGCAAUGGGUGCUGAAUUAAAAGACUCUAAGUCUGAUAAUGAAAUGAAAGAUAAUUUUACUGUGAGACUUAGUAUGGAUACUGCAUCACCUCAUUCACAUGAAAAUGACAGCUUGGUGGUAGACAGAGUGGAUGAAUUAGAAAGAAAAUUAGUUAAGAGAUCUUUUUCUUCUAGCAACAAGUCACACUUGAAACCAGCUCUGGGUAUGAAUGGAGCGAAAGCUCGAAGUCAGAGUUUCAGCAUUCAUACAGGAGAAAAGUCAUCUGCCCUUGUGACAGAAGGUCUUGGAAAAGUACGGACUCAAAUCAUUACAAACACUUCUGACAGAGGAAAUUCUCUAACAAGGCAGAACUCAGCCGUGGAAGGACUUCAAAUCAAGGUCAUUCCUGGGUCAGCAGCAACACAAGAGACUCUUUCAAAUACUUCAGAAAACACAGAAAAUUCUUACUCUAGACAAGGUUCUCUUGGAAAUAAUAGCAAUAACCAGCAUGGAAGCCCAAGCAAACUGCCAUUCAUAUCAUCUCCAAAAGUAGACUCAUUUCGAAACACUUCAAAAUAUGAUGGAAACAAAUCAUUUUCUGUGAAAGAUGCACGCAGUCUAUCUGUCCAGAGUGAGAAAAGCAGUGAAAAUUUGAAACACGAAGCUCUAAAUAAAAAAAGUGUUUUGCCAGCAGAAUUGGAGUUAGAUGCACCAGCUACUGUAUCUUCCAAACAGAUUUCAUCAUUUCAUAGCUUGGGUGGAAUAAAAUGUCCACAUAAGCUGGAAGCAAUAAAAUCACAGAGACAGCAGAUGUCUUUAAAGUUAGUAGAAGCCUCUCAUGUUACUGAUGUUUUUAGUUCACCUGCUCUACAACCUACAAUAGAGGAGAAGGUCAUGUUGUGCAUCCAAGAAAAUGUCCAGAAGGGUCAGGAACAAAACAAAUCUCCCACUGUAGAGACUAAACAAAAGACUGGGCCCUCUAUAGCUAGUUGGUUUGGCUUUCGGAAGAGUAAGCUGCCAGCACUGAGCAGCAGGAAACCCGACGUUCCUAAAACAAAGGUAGAAAAAAAAGAACCAAGAGUUUCAGGAUUUGGAAUUAAGCAGUCAAAAAUAGAGAGAAGAAAAGAAAAAAAGCAAACUGAACAACACUGUGAAGUGGAAAAUGAAAUUAACAGGAAAACGGACAGCGGGGACUUUUUAGAUGAUGCUGUGGAGUUUAAAAUUUUGAAGCCAUCACAAAGCACAUCUGGCAAGAUUGGAUGUGAACAAAUCAGAGGGUCCACCUCAGCUACAUACUUACCAAAAGACAGUUUUAUGAAAGAGCUUUUGAACAGAGUUGAUAAGAAAGCAGCUCAGCAGACAGAAAGUGGAUCAAAUAAUGUUUCCUACAGGAGUGUGUCGAAGGGCAGCUCCCAGGGCUCCUCUCUUCACAGCAACUCUAUCAGCUCUCAAGGAAACCACAAGAAAAACAGCAACACGAAAGCUGAUAUGGAAAUGCAGAAUCAGACCCUGGCUAACGUAGUCACAGAAAACCUGCAAGAAGAAGAGGAGGAUACCAUGACAAGGACUACAAGUCAGAGUCAUGUGAUAGAGUCUUGCUGCCAGAUGAGGACGCUGGACAGUGGGAUUGGAACCUUCCCACUCCCCGACUCAGGGAACCGAUCUGCGGGGCGACACGUGUCUAAGCAGGAAUCGACCUUGGAAACAGAAGCCCUCGCACCGUCUGAGCAAGUUCUUCUUUCAGCUCCUUCAGUAAAAGCCAAAACUCUUGAGCGAGAAGUGCCUUCAACAGCUAUGAGUCAGGAGUCUGUGGAAAGCAUAAUUAGUCACUCAACAUCUGAUCCAGCCAUCACUGCCAAAGGAAUAAUUAACCUUGCAAAGCAAAGUGAACGAGAACCAAGUUCUGUGACCUCUACCUCAUUAGAGCUUACUGAAGAAACUGUAGAAAAUAGAAAAGCUCUUUCAGAUUGGACAACCAAGAAAACUACAAAAACAAAGGACAGAGCUCUAAGAGUGUGCACUUAUUCUGCCAGCAGCAGUGACACUGAACCGGAGCCCGAGUAUGGAACAAAUUAUUUUCGAACUGCAAAGGAGACGUUAGUAGAGUUAACAAAGAGCAACAAACAAGCUGAGCAGGAAGAGCAGAAGCAGAGAAGGUCAGUUCUGGGGAACCCAAUGUCAAUCUUGGAUUUAUACCAACACAGUCUCUAUGGCCAUUUUGGAGAGGAUGGACCUGAACAAUUAACACAUUUCAGUUUAAUUGAGCAGCUGAGUGGACCUUCCAGUAAAGACAGCAAAGGCAAAGAAAGCCCAACUAAACUGAAGCAAACUGAAGAAACAAAAGAAGAUUCUCAGACUAGAUUAUCUAGAAUUUCCCUGGAGUCUCUCAAUAAAUUUAACAGCAAUAACGUACUUCUAUUAGAAAAGGAGAAGAACUGCCUGAACAAAGCUGAAGGACAAAAGGAAGAAAGCGGAAAGAAGGAAGCAUCUUCCUUAAACAGCUCCGAAAGGCAGGACGUGGACAAUUUGGAGUCCCUGAGCGAUUCUCUGUACGACAGCUUCUCCUCUUGUGCCAGCCAAGGCUCUAACGACGUGUGAGGGCGCUUUCAGCCGGCUGCAAAGGGAGCACUUACGGAGCUGCGAGCGGGCAGUGAGUGCGGAGUAGGAGCAGAACUCAGCCCGUGUCACUGUGCCCACGGCAGGCUGUUCGCAGCUUUGGUCUUCGUGACGCAGCAAUAAGGAAGGCAGCACCGCAUUUGUCUCAGUACAGGAGACUCAGUGCUCCACACAAGUGACUACACAGAGAAAAGUCUUAAUUUUGCACUUUUAUGAAUAUUUGUAUAGGUGUAAAUAUUUUGGAAAGAUAUAUUUGUAGGGAGAGAUGACAGCAAUAAAUAUUACGUUGGUGCUAUGCUCCCGUAAUGGCAGAUUACUGACUUAAAUUGAUGUUAAUAUUAACCAGAAAAGUUAGUAGAUUUUUUUUUUAAAGAUUUAUACUUAUUCUGGUCUUAAAACUAUGUAGAAACACUGUGUGUCCAUAAACCUGAGCCUAGCGAAUCAUGUGUAAGGAACUUUGCAGACACCUUUUGCAAAAUAUAUUUUUUAUUUUUAGUGCAAUUCCAUGCAAGCGCUCUGGGGAAAGGUGCAUUUCGGCUACAGUGUCGCCACAGGUGUGCUAUUGCAGAAGGUGUUUACUUUCAGCAUGGCGAGCACACGAAUAACGGGG